AUGGCGGGUGGAAAUUUCAUGCACAGGGUGCUUUCCUAUGUGGUGAAUGAGCUUAUCGUCAACGGUUUAGCCAACAGCCCUUCGUUUCAGAGGUUUGCUGUGAGGACAUCAAAGAGGUUGGAGGAUGUUUCAAGUCUUGCCGGGAAGACUAAACAAGAACUUGCUGAGCGUAUGAGGAAUGUAACCGAUAAUUUCAAGAAAUAG
Molecule: messenger RNA, 204 nt
Organism: Linum trigynum
Lineage: Eukaryota; Viridiplantae; Streptophyta; Magnoliopsida; Malpighiales; Linaceae
Source: the annotation of a GenBank genome assembly